AUGCAAAAGGUUUUAAGAUUUCACUUUGGUGUCUUGUCUAGACCUAAAUUGCACAUUUUUGAUAAGGGUGCCAAACACACUCCAUCAGGAAUCAGAGCAACCAUACAUGGAGGUACUAGUUUCUCAGGAAUAUACAUGGGUGGCAUGCUUGGUAAUAUUGGGUCUGAAUUGAUAUUCCCUCAUAAUCAUCAAUACAAUUAUGAAGAUCAUGUUAGAGAAUUAAAAACUACAUCAGGACCAGGAUAAAAUUGGCUUUUACAUGAUAUGAAUUAUGAUAACAAAGAAAUGAUAGAGUGGACUAUGAAAAACUCAAAUGUGGUUGUAAAUUUGUUAGGUCCUUAGAAAACAUCUGAAAAAUAGAAAGGAUUUCGAGUGGAUUAAUUAUCACAGUGCCAAAAAGAAUAGCUGAAGCAUGCGCUAAAAACCCCAGGAGUGAUCAGAUUAAUUCAUUUUUCUGCUUGUGGAGCAAAUCCUCAUGCAGAAUCCCUAGAUCUCUAAACCAAGUAUAUUGGUGAAUAAGAAGUCCUUAAUGCCUUCCCCAACGCCACAAUCUUUAGACCAAGUGUUAUGGUUGGAGACAACGAUGACUUUGCUUAUCACUGGUAAGUGUAGAAGAGAUACUUUCACAAUUUUAACAUUGUUCCAGACAAUUGCCAAGCCAAAAGAUAACCUAUCUUUGUCUAAGAUGUAGCCUAAGCCAUGUUGAAUGCUUUGAAGAUGCCAGAAACAAUAGGUUAGACAUACGAAUUGGGAGGACCUCAUGUGUAUACAUUGUUAGAAUGCUAUGAGAUGUUCCACAACAUCGUGUAAAGACCUCCUAAAUUGGCUCAUAUUGAUAAAUAAUUAUUAUUGAAAAUAGCCUAAUAUAUUCCCAAUUGGAAGUAUUUCAAUAUUGAUUAUAUAUUGAAACAUGGUGAUGACAUGAUAGUGCAACAAGGAUCUAAGACUAUUGAUGACUUGUGUGUCAGACCUUUAUCACUAACUUAAGCACUUCAAAAUAUCUUUUGGGACAUCCAGGCUCGUUACGGAGGCUCAAGUGAAUUGUAUGAAAGAUGAAUUCAUAUCUAAUAAUAAGUUAUCGAAAAUAAUCAUAAUAA
Paramecium tetraurelia is the source of this 1097-nucleotide messenger RNA. RefSeq lists its product as uncharacterized. The transcript has 5 exons. The record is from RefSeq and is a predicted model, not a curated record. Gene Ontology annotation, molecular function: protein-containing complex binding. Gene Ontology annotation, cellular component: mitochondrion. NCBI's taxonomy places the organism in Eukaryota, Ciliophora, Oligohymenophorea, Peniculida, Parameciidae.